Molecule: messenger RNA, 1321 nt
Organism: Megalopta genalis
Lineage: Eukaryota; Metazoa; Arthropoda; Insecta; Hymenoptera; Halictidae
Gene: mEFTs
Product: elongation factor Ts, mitochondrial
Biological process (GO): mitochondrial translational elongation
Molecular function (GO): protein binding; translation elongation factor activity
Source: RefSeq, a predicted model, not a curated record
UUUUCAGUGGAACGGUUAUUACGCGUUAUGUUUGUGAGUCGACAGCCGAAGAAUCUUAACCCCAUGCGUUUGCUGUCGCUAAAUCGCGAAUACAUUGACAUUAGGAGGUACCACGAUUGACUGGGGUUUCUAGGCAACGAAACUAAUCGAUUCUAAUUCCUAAAGUAUUUGCAGAACUUUUUAAUGUAAUGCUGUUUCCGUGGAAUUAUCAUUGUACUAUUAUAAGUUAGAAUAUUAAAAAUGGUACUGUUCAAAGUGAGAUGUUCAGAUAUUUUUAGAUGAUUCCACGUCAGUUGUUUCGUUCGAUACACGCAAAUUACCUGCUCUGCUAUUCUUCGAAGAAAACGCUGUUAUCAAAAUUGCGUAAGAAGACCGGCUACACGUUUGUAAACUGUAAAAAGGCGUUGGAAAUGUUCGACAAUGAUCUUGUAAAAGCCGAAGAAUGGCUGAGAGAACAGGCUCAAAGCCAAGGUUGGUCUCAAGCGGUCAAACUGCAAUCUAGAGUGACCACUCAAGGAUUAAUAGCGGUAGCUACCAAUAACAAUUGUGGAGCCGUUUUGGAGAUCAAUUGCGAAACAGACUUUGUCGCAAGGAACAAAAAAUUCCUCGAACUAGCAGAAAUCGCUCUGUCCACCGUGUUAAAACAUGGAAUGUCGUUGGAAUUGAAUUCACCCGUCUCUAAACACACGCUGUUCUCGGAUUGUAUCAACGCUUUGCCAGUCGGCGAUGGGAAAAAUCUAGGCGAUCAUUCUGCUCUAACGAUCGGUAGCGUCGGAGAAAACAUUAACAUAAGACGCGCCUUAUGCAUAAAUACCGAACAAGGCUUGCAUCUCUACGGUUGCACGCAUCCCGCAACCAUAAAUCCGGUGGCAUCUUUCGGACGAUACGGUGCCCUGUUGGCUUUAAAAUCCAAACAAAAAUGUGCCAAUAUUGGACCGCAGCUUUGUCAGCAUAUUAUCGGCAUGAAUCCCACUAAAAUUGGAGAUCCAGCUGUCGACGAACCGAACAACAACGUGGAGGAGGAAUCGGUCAUGCUGUACCAAGAAUUUCUGCUCGAUUCCUCCAUGUCCGUGCAACAACUGUUACGAGACAACAAGGCAGAAAUUAUAGACUUUGUGCGCUUCGAAGUUGGUGAAACGAUCGAAUUAGAUACACAAAAACAACCAUUGGAGUCCCUGGAAACCUGUGGUUAAGAGAUAGAGAACAAUUCCCACCCGAUAAAAGAAGAUCGAAUAUGAAAUUCAUUACUGUAUCAAUUAUAUACGUACUCUGAGAAAAACGUAUCCUUAUUUUAUCAAGAUAAAAGUGGAGUAUGCAAGUA